Candida tropicalis MYA-3404 is the source of this 1431-nucleotide messenger RNA. RefSeq lists its product as uncharacterized. Lineage: Eukaryota; Fungi; Ascomycota; Pichiomycetes; Serinales; Debaryomycetaceae. The transcript has a single exon. The coding region runs from base 1 to 1431 and encodes 476 amino acids. The record is from RefSeq and is a predicted model, not a curated record.
AUGGGAUCGUUUUUAUCUUAUUCACCGCCUCCUAUGGUUGAAAAUUCACUACUAUUAUUUGCAAUUUCUGUUGCAGCUAUUUAUAUAUUUAUUCACGGAUUGACAUAUUUACAAGAUGUCCCGGAAUUGUACCUUCAAGAACAAAGUGUAAUUGAACCAACUAGAUUGAUCAAUGAAUCACCGGUGUAUCAUUCAAACAAAUUGUCUGGUUUACGUGUUGGAUUGGAUAUCAGAUAUGAUUCCUAUAAAUCAAGAAAUGGUAAUUUGAAUGAUAUCUGGGAGAUUUUGAUCAGAUUCUCAAAAGAGUUUGACAAAGGGAUAUUGGUUAACAAUGAGAAGAUAUCAGUGAGUUAUAUCAAUUACUGUAUUGACCAGAUUGAUAUGAGCAGGUACAAAACUAUUCUUAUUCCCAAAAACCAUCAAAUCAAUGCUAAAUGGGUCAUUACAGUAUUACUUGGGUUUGUCAAACAAUUAACUGUGGAAUUUUAUAUUGAUUUACCCAUUAAAACCACCGAUGCUAUUCAUAUUUCAGAUAUAAAGUUACCAAAGGAAGAACAAAAGAGAUAUUUUGAAUUCAAGAAUGUCUAUACCCCGGAUAAAGAUAAAGGAAUAGCGAUUAGAUUACACAAUCAUAUCUCACAUGGCAUUGAUUCUAUUGUUGAUUUUACCCAGUUGAAUAUUGUCAGUGCUGUUGCAUCAACCUUGAAGCAUUUGCCAAAUAGUGAUGAUUUCUAUGGGGCCAAAAUGACCAUUAUUUCAUGUACUGGCAGCAAUGAAGGUAUAAAUGACAUUAUUGUGAAAAUGCUUACUGGGUUUAUGUUGUAUUCUGAAAUCAUUAUCACUGAUAGAGUUUCUGCUAUUAAUGAUAAAGAUAGUGACGAUUCAUCAUCAUUGGCUAAUUUAAGUUCAAUUAUAUCCAUACCUGAAUCACAAUUAUUGAAAGUAUUUUCAGGAACUUCAGUUGAUUCAAAUUUGCAAUUAUUACAAAGAUAUUUAUUGACAAGAGGAGUUUUCCCAUUUAAGAAUAAUAAGUUGAUCUAUAUUUACAAUUCACUUAAUAUGCAAUCAACUUUGUCCUAUUAUGAAUUGAAUUCUUUGAGAAUGAGAUACAAGGCAAGAGUUGUUAAAGAGUUGAACUAUUAUAAUGUUAUGGGACCUAUUAUUUUAACUGAUUUCUAUGAUUAUCGCCAGUUUAAUAAAAUUACAUUCAAGAAGUUUGGAUGCAUUUUCCAGUCAUUAGAAAUCAAAUUGAAUAAUUUACUGAAAACCAACUGGGGUAACUUGAUGAUUCGUGGUUAUACCAUUGGGAAGACUAUUAAUGUCGUCAAUGGUAAUUUAGAUAAUGCUAUUUCUAAGGAUAACGAAGGAUUUAUGCCAAUCAAUAUUGUUAAAGGUAAAUGGGGAUCUGACGGAUGCUUGUAUAUACAGUAA